Molecule: messenger RNA, 1041 nt
Organism: Clupea harengus (Atlantic herring)
Lineage: Eukaryota; Metazoa; Chordata; Actinopteri; Clupeiformes; Clupeidae
Gene: tcima
Product: transcriptional and immune response regulator a
Biological process (GO): endothelial cell activation involved in immune response; negative regulation of Notch signaling pathway
Cellular component (GO): nucleus; cytosol
Molecular function (GO): Notch binding
Source: RefSeq, a predicted model, not a curated record
AAUAGCUCUGGCAGGGACAGAGGCUCUCCACACACUCACAGAGCACAAAGGCAGCAGGCAACCCAGCUCAACUCAACUGAGAGAGUUGGAGACCAAGCCUCAGCCGCGAACUGACAAGAAACGCGAAAACAACAAAGCGCAAGGAUGUCCUCUUAUGUGACUUCGGAGUGUCACCGCGUCUGCCCGUCCUCUCACGGGAAUCGGUUUGACACAGCGCACCGCAAAAAGGCCGUGGCUAACAUCUUUGACAACGUCAACCAAGACGCUGUGAUGAGGCUGUUCCAGAAAACAGGAGACAUGAAGGCGGAGGAGCGGGUGAGGAGUAUCUUCUCCUACGCGCAGGACCCCGAGGAAACGGCCAAAGCCUUGAUGGCCCUGAAACAGCGCAAGAAGGACAAGUUUCUGCGUAUCGCAGGAAUUGUUCGGAACCUGCUGAAACUUCGCUGACUGUUCUAUAUCGACUCUUGACGAGUGGUUUCGACUCAGCAUAUAAGUUUGUCAGCACGCUGACACCUGGCAAAGAGGAUGUUCAAGACCAGAUGACAAUCGACACGGAGAUGAGCUAAGGGGUCCUGGCUAAAUUGUUAAAAGAACAAUGGACCACGGAGAUGGCAUCCACUGAUGCAGCUUGCCUGGAGGGAUGCGUAGUGAACUCCUAGAUGCACGGAGUGGUGCAGCACAGCGAUGGAGUUGCGCUCUAGAAAAUUCUUGGGGCUUUCCCAAGCACAAGUCAAAGAGACUCUUGCAAUGAUGUCUCAAUGAUGAACUGCAUUUUAAAAAUGCGUCCUUUAUCUGCACCUUGAAGGUGUGAAUGGUUCAUAAAAAUAGUGACUGAGUGAUGGGAGACUGGUGCCGAAGAUAUUGCCUCAAAAUGUUGCCUGUAUUUUUGCAAACAUAUGCCUUGUCGCUCUACCAGUUUUACGUUGUGAUACCGACUGUUCUCUCUUUACAAGUGGCCACUAAUUUAUUUGUCAAACACCAGCCCAUGCAUUUUCUAAAAGUAAUUUUUCAAUUUCUAUAAUAAAUUAUGAACUCAAGAAA